UUAUAUUUUUCUUUGCUUUCCUCAGUUGUCUAAUUUGUUACGUACGAUAUUCACGUAGUUAAUUGCUGAACUAUGAAAGAACUUCGAAAUUUCGGUUACUGAAUUUAAUAACUAACUUAUCUGUGAUAAACCAGGAAUUCUAAAGUAGUUUUAAUUGUUGGACCGAGCUUUUGAACAUCACUCGUUCAUUAUAUGACUGUAUUACGUCUAAAAUUCUUCGAUUAGGUAAAGGCUGAAUAGAACAUGGCCGCCUGACUAUACUACACUAUCAGUUUUUGAUAAAUGUGAAAGAGUGAAUAUUGCCUAGGAAUGGAGCUAAGGGUUGGAAAUAAAUAUAGAUUAGGACGAAAAAUUGGCUCUGGUUCAUUCGGAGAUAUAUAUUUAGGGACAAAUAUAUCGACUGGUGAAGAAGUAGCUAUUAAAUUAGAAUGUAUCAAAACAAGACAUCCACAACUCCAUAUAGAAUCAAAAUUUUACAAAAUGAUGCAGGGUGGAGUUGGGAUCCCACAGAUCAAAUGGUGCGGUUCGGAAGGUGACUACAAUGUGAUGGUGAUGGAACUCCUGGGUCCGUCAUUGGAGGAUCUGUUCAACUUCUGCUCGAGAAGGUUUUCCCUAAAGACUGUACUACUGUUGGCCGACCAGCUGAUAUCCCGCACCGACUUCAUCCAUUCGCGUAACUUCAUCCAUCGGGACAUCAAGCCCGACAACUUCCUGAUGGGGCUCGGCAAGAAGGGCAACCUAGUUUACAUUAUCGACUUCGGAUUGGCCAAGAAAUACAGGGACGGCAAGACGAACGAGCACAUACCAUAUAGAGAAAAUAAGAAUUUAACAGGUACCGCAAGAUACGCUAGUAUAAACACACACUCUGGCAUAGAACAAUCAAGAAGGGACGAUCUUGAGUCAUUAGGUUACGUUUUAAUGUACUUCAAUAGGGGCUCCUUGCCUUGGCAGGGGCUGAAAGCCGCAACAAAAAGACAAAAAUACGAAAGAAUAUCAGAGAAGAAAAUGUCCACGCCUCUUGAAGAAUUGUGCAAGGGAUAUCCUGGGGAAUUCUUCAGAUAUUUACACUAUUGUAGACAACUUAAGUUUGAACAGAACCCUGAUUACAACUACUUGAGGCAACUCUUCAGAACACUCUUCCAUCGACAAGGCUUCACUUAUGAUUAUGUAUUUGACUGGAAUAUGCUCAAAUUUGGUUGUUCGAGAGGAAGUCACGGAGAGGAGAAUAAUCAGCAACAGCAGCAACCUCAGUCUAGAACCACUCGCUACGGUUCUCAUGUUGUCACCCCUGGCGAUUCGACGGCAUCUGCAGUUCCCUCGAGGUCUAGGAGGCCUCACGGCUUAGAACUGAUGGCUCCACCAAAUAACGCAGUUGUUGCGAAUCCAUUGGACAAUGUUAUCACUACUUCUUCUCCUAGAAUGUUCGAAAAUUGUGAACGCUUAGUAUCUGUAAGGUUUAGGCCUAACCAAGGAGCGCAGAAUAUACCUACCUCAGACCACACCACUAAACAGACAAACUUCCUUCAACGCUUAACAUCAAGAAAACCUAAAAAACCUUAAAUAUACUAUGUAAGAAAAACUCGACACCUGAGUACCAAACGCCCCCGGCUUACCCAUGGCGCCCCCUAGUCAGACAACAGCUCAGAUAGGUCUCCCGAGGAGAGGUAGCUCUUCGAAGGACCCCCCUUCCUCUCGGAUGAAGAAAUGAGCUAUGUGAGAUUGCGACGGAAAAUAUUCUGGAUAAAUGAAUUUUUAUUGUAAGGAUACAUUUUAUUUCAAGGAGUCGAAUGGAAUAGAAGAUUUUGUGCAGACAGAUAGUCUGAACUCUACCAGAUUAUUAUUAUUAAUACUACAAAAGUUAUGAGAUGCCUAAGUUUAAGAAAUAUAUGAAGCAAUGUGGUUGUCUUGUUUGCAUUAACUUUAUUUUACAAAUUAUGAAAUUUUUGAAUUGCUGAAAUGAUACUAACCCGAAAUUUGAAGUCGAAGACUAAAAAAAUGACUGAUUUGACAGUUUGAGGCAAGUUAACUUGAAAUGAAUGAAUCUGUUGCACCACAAAAUGUACACAAUGGUAAACCUAGUAUAAAGAAAAUGCAUGUUUGUUCGGUUUCAUUUGACGUUAUGACAGUUGUUUUCGACCUUUGAGAAGAGCGAUUGAUUUCUACAUCAAUCAAAAUUUUUCAGAAGUGAUUCUGAAUAAACUCCUUUUUGGGAAUUUAUUUGUUGACUCAUACAGAAUGAAAUCCCCAAAAUUUACAUUAAUAGAGCACUCAAUUCUUUUGAAUUGAAAUAUAUAUUGAGAAAUAUUUACAUAUUCCAUCGAUUCUAAGAAAUUUUCAGUUAUUUGUUGAUUUCUUAUCUUCUCAAUAAUAUUAUUUUUAUUGCUUAAAUUCGUUGAAGCUCUUCUAAAAGGUUCUUCUGUUUGGUUAGUUAUUGAUUUGUUAAUUUUGUUAUGGAAGUAUGUUAUCAACAUAAGUGUUGUUAUAUUCAUUUUCGCAUUUACAUGUAUUGUAAACCUGUAAUGAAUAAACCGAAUGUCUUAAUGAUCGAAGAAAAAAUUCUAAUAAAAAGCAAGUGAUUUAACUGUUUUGCUUAGCAAUUUGUAUGUUUGAAUUAUAAUUGUUGUGAAUUGAAUGUUGGCAAAUUUCGUUUUCAUUACUGGAUGAGAUUUAUAGUGUGCCAAUGUUAAUUCUGUAUAUUUAUAUAGGAUCUGCAAAAUUUGAAAUAUCCAUGUAUCUGGCUUUGAUAAUAUUGUCAUUUCGAAAAGGAUUUUAAUCUGAUAGGAAUCAACAGAAUCAUUACUUUUCAAACCAAUAGAAACUGGUUCUUUUGAUGAAAAAAAGGAUAUAACACUUGUACAUAUCUGGACUGAACCUGUAAUUAAUAUGUAUUUCCUUCUUAGUAUAUAUCAAUUAUACUUUAAAUGUAAAAAGAGAUUUUUAUAAAAUUUGAUGUGUGUCACAUUGUAUAAAAUGUAUAUGUAAAGAAAUGUAAGAGCUUCAAAAUAAGGUUCAAUAUUUUCGUUUGUAUUUCUGUCAUUGAACAUUGAUUCGAGUCUUAUUUAAUGUUCCUAAAUAAUCCAACCUUUUCGCAUUCCUUUGUUAAGUUUUCCUAACUAUAUUUAUUGUUCAUUAUCGAAGGCUGAUCCUUAUUAACAUAAUCGAAUGAAGUACGGAAUUACAAUUUUUUUAUCAUGAAAAAAAUCACAAUUGAAAUCUAUUUCUCUAUUCUUUCAAGACUUGUAUCAACUAGUUUUCAGUAUGGAUUAGUUGCAAUAUUAAAAUGAUAAGAGAUAUUUUCAACUAUAUUUGGUGUUUCAAUAAAAUUUAUCCACUAUGAAGGCUGGGAAAUAGAUGUUGAUAUUUUGAUGGACCAUUUAGUUUUUCAUGAAAGGAAAUGUUCUAUUGAAAUGGAACUAACGUGUUUUUGAGAUUGUAUGAUUGAAUAGAGACCAAUAUCGGAGAUUUAUUGCAUAAUAUUUGAACUGUAUCUCUAUAUUUUUGGCAGUGACCUAUGUUGAUGUUUUCUCAGAAAAUUAUGGUAAAUAAACUGCAAAACAGAUAUAA
Molecule: messenger RNA, 3564 nt
Organism: Harmonia axyridis
Lineage: Eukaryota; Metazoa; Arthropoda; Insecta; Coleoptera; Coccinellidae
Product: casein kinase I-like
Exons: 9
Coding region: 310-1560 (416 amino acids)
Biological process (GO): endocytosis; peptidyl-serine phosphorylation; signal transduction
Cellular component (GO): cytoplasm; nucleus
Molecular function (GO): ATP binding; protein serine/threonine kinase activity
Source: RefSeq, a predicted model, not a curated record